AUGGGAAUAUGGGAGAACGUGAAAGAUUUUCGCAAAUAUUCCCAUCAAUAUCUGGCAGCUUUCACCGGCACUCUUCUGAUGCUUUCCGUGGCCGCUUCCUACGGCUGGACUUCACCGACGCUACCUCGUUUACUCAGUGAUGACUCACCACUUCCAAUAACUCCAGAUGAAAGCUCCUGGAUUGUGUCGAUCCUCGUUCUGACUUCUAUUGCCGGUCCCGUAGCAUCUGCCUGGCUGAUCGACCAGUUUGGGCGAAAGAUCACGCUUCUGAUUGCCGUUCUGCCCAGUAUCGUGGGAUGGAUACUGAUCGGUGUCGGUGAAUCUGUGACGGUUGUCUUUAUAUCCCGUGCCCUGAGCGGUAUCUCGUACGGUAUGGCGUACUCCUCCAUGCCCCUUUACCUCGGUGAGAUAGCGUCCGAUCAGAUACGAGGUUCGAUUGGAACGUUGCUCACGGUGAUGGCAAAAACGGGUAUUCUUCUGGAGUACGUCAUAGGACCAUAUGUGGAGUAUCGGACAUUGGCAUGGAUAUCGCUUGCCUUUCCUGCGACAUUCUUUGCGUUGUUUCUCUGGCUUCCGGAGUCACCGUAUUAUCUGUUGGGAAAGCAACGUAACGAACAGGCAGAGAAGAAUCUUCGCUGGCUUCGUCGGACAACUGAUGUGCAGGGUGAGCUAAAAAUGAUGCAGGCUGCUGUGGAACGAUCGCAACAAAACCGAGGUACCUUUAAGGAUCUUCUAAAUCGGGGCAAUCGACGCAGUUUGAUCAUUAUUCUCGGGCUGGGGGCUCUGCAGCAGUUAUGCGGCAGCCAGGCAGUGAUUGCCUACUCGCAGCAGAUCUUCGACCAAGUGAACAGUGGGCUGAAAGCACAUGAAUCCUCGAUCAUCAUGGCAGUGAUACAGCUCGUUACAGCAGCCCUUUCUUCGUCGAUCGUCGAUCGCGUAGGACGUCGUCCAUUGCUGCUCAUUUCCACCAUAGGAUGCGCUGUUGGCACGUUCAUCGUAGGACUGUACUUCUUCCUACUGGAACAAGAAGUCAAUGUCGAUGGAAUAGGGUGGAUUCCACUUGCUGUCAUCAUGAUUUACAUUAUAUUCUAUACUGUCGGACUAGCGACGGUACCUUUCGCUAUCCUAGCGGAAAUAUUCCCUACCAACGUGAAAGCAGUUGCCGCUGCCAUUUACACCAUGUUUGCAGGUUCGGUUGGAUUUGGUGUGUCGAAACUUUACCAGCUUAUCUCCGACGAAGCGGGAACGUAUCUUUCAUUCUGGAUUUUUGCUGCCUGUUCAGCUGCGUUCGUAGUGUUUGUGUUUGCACUCGUACCCGAAACGAAGGGUAAACCACUCGAUCAGAUAUUUGUCGAAAUGCAUACCGCCACCAGCCGGAGUCUUAACUGCUGUUGUCGAUCUGACGCUAAACAUGACCCACAGCAUACCGCCUAA
Anopheles marshallii is the source of this 1434-nucleotide messenger RNA. RefSeq names its product facilitated trehalose transporter Tret1-like. The record is from RefSeq and is a predicted model, not a curated record. NCBI's taxonomy places the organism in Eukaryota, Metazoa, Arthropoda, Insecta, Diptera, Culicidae. The coding region runs from base 1 to 1434 and encodes 477 amino acids. Gene Ontology annotation, molecular function: sugar transmembrane transporter activity. Gene Ontology annotation, biological process: carbohydrate transport; transmembrane transport. Gene Ontology annotation, cellular component: membrane. The transcript is spliced from 2 exons.